Molecule: messenger RNA, 996 nt
Organism: Gracilinanus agilis (Agile Gracile Mouse Opossum)
Lineage: Eukaryota; Metazoa; Chordata; Mammalia; Didelphimorphia; Didelphidae
Product: E3 ubiquitin-protein ligase CBL-C-like
Exons: 6
Biological process (GO): cell surface receptor signaling pathway; negative regulation of epidermal growth factor-activated receptor activity
Cellular component (GO): plasma membrane; membrane raft
Molecular function (GO): receptor tyrosine kinase binding; calcium ion binding; phosphotyrosine residue binding
Source: RefSeq, a predicted model, not a curated record
AUGGCCUCCUCCGGCUGGCUGGGGCUGACUCGGGGGCCCCGGGAGGAGCAGAAGAGCCUGGCCAGGGCCGUGAGGGCUCUGGAGCACCUGGAGCAGGUCCUGGGCAGAGACCCGCACCUGGAGCCCAGCCCGCCCUCGCUGGCCGACCUGCUCCCGCAGAUGAGAGGGCUCCUGCGGCAGGUGGCAGAGGCCCAGAGGCUGGCCCAGGGAGGCCUCCCGGAGCCGGGCGGCGCCACCGAAUUCCUAGCCGGCUACCUGAGUAACCUGGCCCAGAAGGGGCAGCAGCUGGUGGCCCUCUUCCCUGCAGGGAACAAGGCCUUCUGGGAGGGCCCCAGCCGCAGGAGGAAGCUCACCAAGCUGUCCCUGAUCUUCAGUCACAUGCACACGGAGCUCAGAGCCCUCUUCCCCGACGGGCACUACUGUGGACACAUGUACCAGCUGAGCAAGCCCCAGGCUCAGGAAUUUUGGAGAGAGAAUUGUGGGAAGAGGUGUGUGGUCCCCUGGGAAGAAUUUGAGAAACUUCUGAGCUCCUGCCACCCUGUGAAGCCUGGGCCUAUGGGUCAGGCCCUGAAAUCCACCAUCGACUUAACGGUCAGCGGCCACGUAUCCAUCUUUGAGUUUGACGUCUUCACCUGCCUUUUCCAGCCCUGGUCUUCUCUGCUCAAGAACUGGACCCUGCUGGCAGUCACACACCCGGGCUACAUGGCCUUCAUCACCUAUGCGGAGGUGAAGGCCCGCCUGCAGACCUACCUGGACAAGCCCGGCAGCUACAUCUUCCGCCUGAGCUGUACCCGCCUGGGGCAGUGGGCCAUCGGCCACGUGAAUGAGCACGGCCAGGUUCUACAGUCCAUUCCUUCUCCGAACAAACCGCUCUUCCAGGCGCUGAGAGAAGGCCAGAAGAAAGGCAUUUACCUCUAUCCAGACGGGAGGAAUGUGAAUCCAGACCUGUCCGAGCUGGAAGAACUUAAGGACCACAGACACAUUGAGGUGUCCCAG